UUCUGGUUCUCAACUCCCUCUGGUCACACUAACCGGUUAUUUACACAAUUAUUUCGUAAUUUAAAGUCAUAUUUUAUCAAUGAAUUAAGAUAAGAAGCGCGCAGAACUAUUCUCAAAUGACUUCUCAGAUCUACAGCCAGAAGAAGUUCGUGCCCACGCCGCCCGAGAAGGGUUCCUUUCCUCUGGACCACGAGGGUCUCUGCAAGAAACAAUUCCUGCUCUACGCCAGUUGUCUCCGCAAGAACGCCCAGGAUACGAGCCAGUGCCGCCAGGACGCCCGGAAUUAUCUGGCCUGCCGCAUGGACAACAAUCUUAUGGAGAAAACCGAGUGGUCCAAAUUGGGCUUUCACGACCAGAGCACCAAGAGCGAUAAAAAAGCUCCGGAGGUCCAGAAGCAGUAGCCGGCAUUGAGAAAGAACCAUGAAACCCGAACGUAAUGUGAUGAUAGCGGCCACCGGAAGUGUGGCCACCAUUAAGUUAGCCCAGUUAAUCCGGGAGCUCUCCGACGAGCGCCUGCCCUUCAAGUUCCACCUGAAAGUACUUAUUACCGAAUCAGCCAAGCACUUCUUUGAACUGGAGCAAAUUCCCGAAAAUGUACCCAUUUACCACAAUCGCGACGAGUGGAUCACCUGGAACAAGCGAGGAGAUCCCGUGCUGCAUAUAGACCUAGGCAAGUGGGCGGAUUUGCUGGUGAUUGCCCCCCUCAGCGCUAACUCUCUGUCCAAAAUGGCCACCGGGAUUUGCGAUAAUAUCGUCAUGUGUGUGGUGCGGGCAUGGGACCUUCAGAAGCCGCUGCUCUUCGCACCUGCGAUGAAUACUCGUAUGUACGACCAUCCAAUAACUCGAGAGCAGAUCGACAAGCUGAUAAGUUGGGGCUAUAAAGAGAUACCCUGCAUCUCCAAGACUCUGAUGUGCGGGGAUACUGGAAACGGUGCCAUGGCAGAGGUUCCUACAAUUGUGGAAGCGGUGCUAUCUGCAUUUCAGCCAAGUAACUAGUUAAAUUCAAAUGUUAUACACACAAAGUUUAUAUCGCAGAAUAUUUUGUGACAAUAGUUAGACAAAUAAUAUGGAAUUGGCUAUGAACUCUUA
Messenger RNA from Drosophila erecta, 1089 nucleotides. It is a transcript of the gene Ppcdc, whose product is annotated as phosphopantothenoylcysteine decarboxylase. Gene Ontology annotation, molecular function: phosphopantothenoylcysteine decarboxylase activity; FMN binding. The record is from RefSeq and is a predicted model, not a curated record. The transcript has 3 exons. Bases 421 to 996 code for a protein of 191 amino acids. Gene Ontology annotation, biological process: coenzyme A biosynthetic process. Gene Ontology annotation, cellular component: phosphopantothenoylcysteine decarboxylase complex. NCBI's taxonomy places the organism in Eukaryota, Metazoa, Arthropoda, Insecta, Diptera, Drosophilidae.